GUAACGUUUGGUCGGAGCGCUGAUGUGCCCACGCAAAACUUUUUAAGUCCAGGGUUAUAGACGAAGAAAGCGAGAGUGGUUUUAGUGUCAAAAUAUGGGUGUUGCGAGAUAGUGUGGACCGAAGAAUGCGCGUGCGGGGUUCCGGAGACCGGCGAUCGGCAGAGGGUUGUCGUUACGUGAACGAUACGCUUUUGUUUGUGACGUCGUCGGACUUUAGCCCGCUGGAAUGUUUCACAUCGUAGCGAAAAUUUUUAAACUCGGCAUCUGACAGUUCCGUCGAUGAAACCAGCGCGAACGUAGUAUAAGCGUUAUUCUUUGAUGAUGGCAAGGCGGGUAGGAAAAAAUCACUACGUCGCCUCGCCGUUGAGACACGCGGAGUCCCCGACACCGGUCCACGUGACCAGGAGCUCGGCUUACUCCGACGGAGAGGACAGCCACAGAGCGUUGUCGGAAAGAACCCUAUCGGAAUAUACCUCCGUGCCAUAUACGAUAGUAAACGAACGAAAUGGUAAAACACCGUACGCUACUGGGAGUAGCCCCCGUCAAAACGGUUACAAAUCAUCCCCGAGAGCUCCGUCAGCCCUUAGCCGGAGCAGUCGAUAUGACGAUAACGGUUCGGAUAUCUACGUCACUAGCGGUGCCUACAAAGCUCCGUCCGAAGUUAGUCGGAGUUCGCGGCCGAGGGCGCCGAGCAGAUAUUCGUACAGGUCAGGGGCGGCUCCAUCAGUGGCCAGUAGAAGCAGCACAGUAAAAACCGGAAGGACUUCGCGUAAGGGGGGCGUGACUGUCGAAGCGAUGGCCGCCCCGAACCCCUUCUGCCCCAACAUCAAGGGAAUGUGCUGUUUGAUGUUGCUGCUCAACCUGGGAAUCAUUCUGGUCACUUUGGGUUUUGUGAUCGUGAUUCAGUUUUUUGAGCCGCUAUUCGUGUGGGUGCUGGGAAUAAUUUUCUUGAUAUUCGGCUUCUUAACCCUCAUCGGAAGCUUAAUCUACUGCGUCGUGAUAUGUCGGGACGUCAAGUCUCCAAGUGAAGUCAACCCCGACGAAUUGUAUUGGACGCAUCAUUGGUCGAAAACGAUCGGGGCUUCCCCGGAAAUUCAUUACAAAACCGAAGAAAAAUACGGCGACGACCAUUACAGCGACGGCUACUCGAUUGGUAAAUUGUCGGGGAAGUAUUCGGACAAGGAUCAAAAGAGCCGUUACUGACGGAUUCACGU
Messenger RNA from Cylas formicarius (sweet potato weevil), 1214 nucleotides. RefSeq lists its product as uncharacterized. NCBI's taxonomy places the organism in Eukaryota, Metazoa, Arthropoda, Insecta, Coleoptera, Brentidae. The record is from RefSeq and is a predicted model, not a curated record. The transcript is spliced from 5 exons. Bases 319 to 1203 code for a protein of 294 amino acids.